Molecule: messenger RNA, 1761 nt
Organism: Bubalus bubalis (water buffalo)
Lineage: Eukaryota; Metazoa; Chordata; Mammalia; Artiodactyla; Bovidae
Gene: SIRT7
Product: sirtuin 7
Exons: 10
Coding region: 10-1272 (420 amino acids)
Molecular function (GO): NAD+ binding
Source: RefSeq, a predicted model, not a curated record
CUUGCGCGCAUGCGCUGGUGCGUGGCCUGCCGGGAGGCGGAAGCGGAAGCGCGAGUCUCCUCAGGAGCGAUGGCUGCCGGGGGUCUGAGCCGGUCCGAGCGCAAGGCAGCGGAGCGGGUCCGGAGGUUGCGAGAGGAGCAACAGAGAGAGCGCCUCCGCCAGGUGUCGCGCAUCCUGAGGAAGGAGGCGACCGAGCGCAGCGCCGAGGAGGGCAGGCUCCUGGCCGAGAGCGAGGACCUGGUGACCGAGCUGCAGGGCCGGAGCAGGCGGCGCGAGGGUCUGAAGCGGCGGCAGGAGGAGGUGUGCGACGACCCGGAGGAGCUGCAGAGGAAAGUCCGGGAGCUGGCCAGCGCCGUCCGCAAUGCCAAAUAUCUGGUCGUCUACACGGGCGCGGGGAUCAGCACGGCAGCCUCUAUCCCAGAUUACCGGGGCCCUAAUGGAGUGUGGACGCUGCUUCAGAAAGGAAGAAGUGUUAGUGCUGCUGACCUGAGUGAGGCUGAGCCAACCCUCACCCACAUGAGCAUCACCCGCUUACAUGAGCAGAAGCUGGUGCAGCAUGUGGUGUCUCAGAACUGCGACGGGCUCCACCUGCGAAGCGGGCUGCCUCGCUCAGCCAUGUCUGAGCUCCACGGGAACAUGUACAUUGAAGUCUGCACGGCCUGCACUCCCAAUAGGGAAUAUGUGCGGGUGUUUGAUGUGACGGAGCGCACUGCCCUGCACCGGCAUCAGACCGGCCGCACCUGCCACAAGUGUGGAGGCCAACUCAGGGACACCAUCGUGCACUUUGGGGAGAGGGGGACGCUGGGGCAGCCUCUGAAUUGGGAGGCAGCCACCCAGGCUGCUAGCAAAGCAGACACCAUCCUGUGUUUAGGCUCCAGCUUAAAGGUUCUAAAGAAGUAUCCACACCUCUGGUGUAUGACCAAGCCCCCCAGCCGGCGGCCCAAGCUCUACAUUGUGAACUUGCAGUGGACCCCAAAGGAUGACUGGGCUGCCCUGAAGCUGCACGGCAAGUGUGAUGACGUCAUGCAGCUCCUCAUGGAUGAACUGGGCCUGGAGAUCCCCCGCUACAGCAGGUGGCAGGACCCCAUCUUCUCCCUGGCGACUCCCCUGCGUGCUGGUGAAGAAGGCAGCCACAGUCGCAAGUCACUAUGCAGAAGCCGAGAGGAACCUGGGCCUGGGGACCGGGGUGCACCACUUAGCUCAUCCCCCAUCCUGGGUGGCUGGUUUGGCAGGGGCUGCACCAAACGCACAAAAAGGAAGAAAGUAACGUAACCUGGUGCUUGACCAAGGACAAUGAUGGCACUUUGAAAAUGGCCGGGACUCUUGUUCAGGGGCAGGUGGCACCAUUAAUGCCAGGACUGUCCCCUGAGAAUUGUCUGGGGGUGACAUUUUCACCCUGACAUGUUUAGCCAUUUGUCCUCAUGGGAAGCCCCCUUGCACUGCUGUGGUUGCCCCCUGCAUGGGCCUAAUGAUGGAAGAGGCUUUGCUCAAGCGGCCUCUUCCCAAAGAGGUGGCAGUCACACCCUCUGUGAGAACAGAACUCCGGUUAUUUCACACCUGGCCAGCUAAGAGGAAGCACAAAGCUGCCUUACCUCAUUCACCAGGCCAGUCUCAGGGGCAUCAACCCAAUUUCUACUACUUCUUACUGAAAACGUUAAGUUUAUAGAAGCCUUUUUCUGUGUUGAGUAUGCUGCAAAGGGGUGAUUUUUGAGCCUUGGCUCAGCAGGCCUUUUUAUUGUUAUUAAACGUCUCUGCACUGUC